GGGACGGCGGGUAUGGUCUGGGGUUGGAUUAUCGCCAUGGUCUUUAUCCAGUGUGUGGCGAUGGCGAUGGCAGAGUUGUGCUCUGCGAUGCCCACGAGUGGUGGACUGUACUAUGCUGCGGCCGUUCUCGCGCCGCCUGGGUACGGUCCCUUUGCAGCCUGGAUCACUGGGUGGUCGAACUGGAUUGGGCAAAUCACAGCAGCACCAUCGGUGAAUUAUUCCCUGGCUGCGAUGAUGCUGGCAGCUGCUUCAGUAUAUAACCCUAGUUAUGUGCCGACGGCGUGGCAUACGUAUCUUCUGACGACGCUCAUCAUGAUCAUCCACUCGGUCAUCAGUAGUAUGCCGACGAAAUGGAUCGCGCGGUUCAACUCGUACGGUUCGACAUUCAACAUGCUGGCCCUUGUCGCUGUGAUUAUCGCCAUCCCAGCAGGAACCAAAAACGUGCCCAAGUUCACGCCGUCCAAGGAGGUCUGGGGGACCAUCACCAACUUGACCGAUUUCCCAGACGGCGUAGCAGUCCUCAUGACCUUUGUGGGAGUGAUCUGGACCAUGUCAGGCUAUGACUCACCCUUCCAUCUGAGCGAGGAGUGCUCCAACGCCAACAUUGCCUCACCGCGCGCCAUCGUCAUGACCUCAGGCGUGGGUGGAUUGAUGGGCUGGUUCCUGCAGCUCGUAGUCGCCUAUACGGUGCUGGACAUCGAAGCCGUGAUGGACUCUGACCUCGGCCAACCAUGGGCUUCGUACCUGCUCCAAGUCAUGCCCCAGAAGACCGCGAUGGGCAUCCUCGCCCUCACCAUCGUGUGCGGCUUCUCCAUGGGCCAGGGCUGCAUGGUGGCCGCGUCGCGGGUGACAUACGCCUACGCGCGCGACGACUGCUUCCCGCUCUCGCGAGUCUGGAAACAAGUGCACCCAUCCACGCAGACGCCCGUCAACGCCGUCAUCCUCAACAGCAUCCUCGGCGUGCUCAUGUGUCUCCUCAUGCUGGCCGGGGACGUGGCGAUCGGGGCGCUCUUCUCCAUCGGCGGAAUCGCGCAGUUCAUCGCAUUCGCCAUCCCCAUCGCCAUCCGGGUGUUUAUGGUGGGUGAUCGAUUCCGGCGGGGACCAUGGCAUCUGGGUCCGUUUGGGCGGGUGAUUGGGGGGAUGGGCGUGUCGUUUGUGUUGCUGAUGGUUCCUGUGUUGUGUUUGCCGAGUGAGACGGGGUCGAAUCUGACGCCGGACUUGAUGAACUGGACGUGUCUGGUGUAUGGGGCGCCGAUGCUGGCGGUGACAGUCUGGUGGGUUGUGGAUGCUCGUCGGUGGUUCAAGGGACCAAAGGUGAAUGUGGAGCAUGCGAUUCACCCCGUGGAGGAGACGGUGGGGGUGGAGGUGGAGGUGGAUAGUGAUGGAGAAAGUCCACCAGAGGAUGGAGUGAGAACAACGGUUGAACAUAUGUAUCCAAAGUCGACUUGAUGAGUGGACUGCGAUUGUCUAUAUAAAUACUACCAGUAUGUGUUGACGUUGGUGUUGGAUAUAUAUUGUAGUGUGUAUAGACUACAGCAACUUUAACUUCAUAUAUAUCAAAUAUACAGUAACAACAACAAUAACAACGAUAUAACAUCCUAUAAUUCAAUAAUAAUCCAG
Messenger RNA from Aspergillus wentii DTO 134E9, 1620 nucleotides. RefSeq names its product amino acid permease. The transcript is spliced from 2 exons. Bases 88 to 1449 code for a protein of 453 amino acids. Gene Ontology annotation, biological process: transmembrane transport. Gene Ontology annotation, molecular function: transmembrane transporter activity. Gene Ontology annotation, cellular component: membrane. The record is from RefSeq and is a predicted model, not a curated record. Lineage: Eukaryota; Fungi; Ascomycota; Eurotiomycetes; Eurotiales; Aspergillaceae.